UGAUACUGUGUGGCGAUUGUGGCGCUGGCGACCCUCGCCGCCGUCGACCGAGGGCCGCCCGUGCCCAGAUCUGCGAGGGCGACCCUCGCUCGACAGCGGCGAGGGCCGCUCGCGCCCAGAUUACGCGCUGUGUUUCUUGAUUGUGAACAGUUGUACUUUCAUGUCCAGUGUCGGUGAUGGCGAAGUGUAGAUCGUUUCUCUUCCCGUUGGUAAAUUUGUUUGCAGUGUUAGCCGCAGAAAGAAUUUUAGGAUUUAGUUAAAUUUUGGUUCCGGGGUUCGAAUUCAGUAGGAGUUAGUUGAGUGUGGAUUAAAAAAUUGCAGAACUCCUAUUUUUCUGUCAUUUUGUCCUACUGAUAUGUGCAUUAUAUAGGCGAAGUAUUGGAUUCCUCAUAGUCGAAUCUCCAAUGAAGAAUUGCGAGAAGUUUUGUUGCAGCUAUGAAUGUUAGCCGUAGACCGUAGUGAUUCCAGUAGAAUUAGUUUACACGGCCACUGAAAAUGGUUGUAAGUAGUGAGUCGAGCUAAGAGGCAGGUGAUUGGUGCUAACUUUGUGGUGAAGAGAUGCUCAUCAAGAUAUAGAAAUAGCUGUCAGUAAGUUUGUACUCGUCAUUCCGUGAUGGCUCUCCCGUGGAUAUAGAUUUGACUUUUUUUAUACAAGCAACAUUGGCGGGGAUAUUUCGAUGUUCUUACCUUUGUUAAUUUGAUCUCAGGGAUUAGAUUAUGUAAUUGUUGAAGCUCGGAGGAAUCGGGUGCGAGUAAUCCUGAGCUUAGUCAACAAUUUGAACGCUUUUGGAGGUAAAGCACAGUAUAUCAGAUGGCACCAGAAGCUGGAGAGAAUGUCUCUUCAUCGGCAGAUUCGUUUUUCUCGCAUCCCACGAUAAAGGAGUGCUACAAGGCUUAUAUCAAGGCGGUAGUAGCAAGAAAAAACUCCAUGACUGGAGUUCAUUACUUUGAUGAACCAGCUAUUUUUGCUUGGGAGCUCAUGAAUGAACCUCGCAGUGUAUCUGAGUCAUCUGCGCCGCUUCUUCAGUCUUGGAUCACUGAGAUGGCUGUGCAUAUCAAGAGCGUAGACCAAAGACACCUUGUGACUAUUGGAGUUGAGGGAUUUUAUGGGUUGCAAACGCAAGAAAAAAGUGCAGUUAAUCCUGGAGAAUGGGCAUCUUCACUUGGAACAGAUUUCCUUAAAAACUCGGCUAUUCACGACAUUGAUUUUGCUUCUGUCCAUGCAUAUCCUGAUGGUUAGAUCCCGGAGGCCGGUUUGGACCAAAAAGUGAAAUAUCUUUCGCACUGGGUGGAUGCUCACAUACGUGAUGGGGACGACAGGCUGAAGAAACCGGUUCUUUUCACAGAAGUUGGGUAAUCGUUGCAUCAGAAUCAACAAGAGUCAUAUCAAAGAGAUAUAUUCUUCAAGACGGUUUAUGACAAAAUAUAUGAAUCAGCAAAGAAGAGGCAAGCUGGAGCUGGAGCCUGGAUUUGGCAAUUGUUAGUUGAUGAUAUGCAAGGAUACGCUGACCAAUUUUCGUUCGUGGCCUGGAAUCACCUUUCAACUUAUAAGUUGAUCAUGGAACAAUCAUGCAGGCUGAGGAGAAUGUUUGUGAAAGAAGAGACGAAUAGAAAUAUCGCCAUAAUGAUCCAUGUCCCUAAACUGGAUCUUGACAGCUAUUAUGUAUGAGUUAGAGCCAGUUGAAGUACCAUUUGAAUUUUGAAUGGGAGGGACGAAUUCGCGCGAGUUGCUGCAA
Molecule: messenger RNA, 1736 nt
Organism: Syzygium oleosum
Lineage: Eukaryota; Viridiplantae; Streptophyta; Magnoliopsida; Myrtales; Myrtaceae
Product: mannan endo-1,4-beta-mannosidase 6-like
Exons: 4
Coding region: 812-1240 (142 amino acids)
Molecular function (GO): hydrolase activity, hydrolyzing O-glycosyl compounds
Source: RefSeq, a predicted model, not a curated record